UCUUCCCCCCCCCCGCCCCCACACCCACCCCCUCGUUCAAUGGACGAAAAGUGCGGCCGCGAGCAGCCCUCAGCUCCCGCUCCUCUCACCAAUGGAGACGCCCAACAGCAGCAGGCCGCCGGCGACCUAAUCACCAAAGUAAGCGAUGUCUCAGACGGUCAGAAAACGAAGAAAAAGAAGAAGAAAGCAGGUUUUGAAGAAUUAAAUGGUGAUGCUGGAUCAGAAGACGAGGUUGAACUUGCAGCAAGCCAGGAAGCUGAAGACGUAAAUUUGAUUUCUUCCAGUGCACCUAAUGGCAGGAAGCAGUUUUUAGACACUAACUUCAACCCCAGGCACACAACAAAAACUAUUGCCUAUAGCCGAGUGGGUAAUAAAACAAAGAAUUAUAAUCACAAAAACAGUAUGGACAAAAAGAAUGACAAAGUCUUUGACAAUAAGUCUAGGGAUAGCAGAUCAAUUGAAAAGAAGGAGGCAUUGUCAUUUCUCAACGGUGUUAUAACUAGCAGCUCUGGGUACAUUACAAAUGGAUUUUCUGUCAAGAAUUCAGCAGACAAUGAUGGUAGUGGAUCUGAGAGUGGUUAUACCACACCGAAGAAACGUAAAGGCAGGAGGAAUAGUGACAAAAGUAUUGAGAACUUAAAUUUAUUUCAAGACAAAAUCAUGCAGCACGAGGGGAACCCAAGUCCCCCAAAAUUGGAUCUUGAGAAUGCCAAACAUGAGGUAUCUGAGCAAAAGACGAGUCGUCUAGAAAAUGCUAAGCCCAGUGGUAGGUAUGAACUCUCAGCAGUUAGUCCAGUCACAGCUCGAGCGAAGGUGGGAACUAGUGAAACUCAACGAAAGAACUCUGAUGGGAAACCUAGUGGUGGUAAAAAAUUUGAAGACCGGCCUAAAUCAAAGUCAGCAUCUGUAACUUCAAAGGAAGACUCUUGGACACUAUUUAAACCACCUCCAGUCUUCCCAGUGGACAACAGUAGUGCAAAAAUUGUUCCCAAGAUUAGUUAUGCAAGUAAAGUUAAAGAGAACCUCAACAAAUCACCCUCAAAUCAGUCAUUGGCUGUGGACACUCAGGCACAAGCUUUAGGUCGUUUGUCACAGGUUCCCAUGUCUGCUGUGAAAGCUGUCACCUCAUCUAGCUUCUCUAAUGGUUUGGCUUCAGGAGUGACUGAUGGGCAUAUUGCUGUUUCAGGAGUCCAGACAGUUACUGCUGCUAAUACUGUAGUGCCUGCCUCAUCUGGGAGUGAGACCUCUGUGUCCCCUGAUGGCUCAGACCCAAUGGCCAUGGAACAAAGAAAGCAGGGUCUCUUUUUCUACCCUUCAAAUAUGCAAUCUGUGCUUCCUAGCACGAAGCCGGUGGAACUGCCAUCACAGACAACUCAACAAAACCUGGGGGAUAUUUUCCAGAACCAAUGGGGAUUAUCUUUUAUAAAUGAGCCAAGUGCUGGUCCUGAGCUGGCCACCGCAAGAUCUGUGGACAACCCACCUCCAGAGGUUACGUUUCAAACUGAAUGUGCUGCCUCUUUGGUUUCACAGGGUGCUGAACUGCUUUCAACAGGAUCUGAAAUUCCUGUGUUUCCAAAGGCUUAUGAAUUAGACAAACGGACUAGCCCUCAGGUUCUCAGCAGUGUCAUGAAGACUGCCACAGUGGCUGCUGGUGUUUCUGCUGAGGGCAUGGCCUUGCCUAUGGAACCACAUGUUAGUGAACUGCAAAAGAUGGCUGCUACAAGCCAAAGUGCAAUAGUUUUUGUCCCAAAAGACUUUGGGAGUGAAACACCACAACAAGCCUCUUCUACCAAUGCUUUGGUGCCAUCAGCCAAAGAACACCCAAGGUACCACAGAGGCUUUGACAGAAAAGACAGCUUUGGGUCAUUUGACUUGAAAUCUGCUGUUAUGUAUCACACUAAAGAAAUGGACUCUAUAUGGAACCUGCAUAAACAAGAUCCCUCAAGAGUAGUUACCUAUGAUGAAUCUAUGGAUCGUCCUGAUCAAUGAAGUCAGUUUGGUGAACUGCCUGUUUUCAUUGCUGCAAGCCGCUGUCUGGAUGCUCUUAUGCUCCUUUAAAAUCAUCUCUUUAGCAGUGGACCAGUUCAGGAGAAUCAUCAUAAAAAUAUUUUUUAAACAAAGGAAACCGAAUUUGAGCAAAUGCAAAGAGUGUGUCGUACAGUUCUUUUGAUGGACCCUAAUUGGGUAUUUAAUGACCUCUGGUACUGAACUUAUUACAAAACCAAGUCUGAAUGCAAUGAUCAGUGAAUAGUGGACUUUUUACCUAAGUCUGGUUCUUAAGAUCCUGCUGGUGUAACGUCAGGCUCAAAUGAACCACUGAAGGGGCUGUCCCACUUCAUAAAGGCUGCAUUUUGCUGUGAGUGCACCACGAUUCCACACGGGAAAACAGGAGGAUUAUAAAACAUUUUUUAAAACCCAAAAAAAGUAAUGCUGGAAUCAUGCCUUGAAUGCAGUUUUUCUUUUCUGCUACAAGGCUCUCGGCUUGUGCUGGGAUUAUGUUGGUCAGUUAGGCCUUGGGGAAAAUUGUCUUAAUUCAUCACUGGGAAGAAAUCAGAAAGUCACAGGCAACUGCAAUAUUAGACAACGCAGUGCUGGUUGAUCAUUGGUCAGAAAGACCAUGCUCCACGUGCAAAAGGGUGUAUCACGUGAAAUUUGUGGAGUAGUUCAACUUAGGUAUUUAAUGUUGUACAAUUCUUUCCCUCUUAAUUUUUUUUAAAUUUGCCAUUGUAUGUGUUAGAAACAUAAACUGCACUGCUUCUGCUGUAGGGGCUCUACAUUCACUGUCUUUCUCUAGAUCAUUAAAUAUUUCAAACAGUAAGUUGUUUCCCUGUUGUGCGUCUGGCCUUAACUAUUACAAAAUUAUACGUAUUUGCUUACUAUGCCCUCCUUUUCCCUUUUUAAUAUCAUCUUGCUUUUUAAAACUUUGCAUUUUCAUGCAGUAUAUACCAGAAUCAUGCAGACUAUACUGAUAAAAGAAAAAGGAAAAAAAAAAGUAGAUUUUGAAAUCAAACUAAAAUUGGAUCACCCUCCUACAUUCUUUAGCCCUGUCUAUGGGACAGUUUAAAGUUUGAGUUUAAAGAGCCAAUUUGGUUAUUAAAUUCUAAUGCAUCCUGUGUAGUUCACAGCUUUAUUGCUGCUUCUAAACUAUUAAAUAUAUAUUUUUAAUAUGAAAAAUCUGCUUGGAUUUUACAAAUCGGCAAAGAGCUUUAUGGCAAUAUUAGAAGUGAGUGAAGAGUGUACAGGCAUGGACUUCUGAACGUGCAACAGUAGUUAUUAUACACUACAGCUUGUGCAGCAUGUAAGACUAAGUGCCAGAGUGGAGAGAGAUUUUUUUUUAAAGUUCCUGUGGCUUUAUGCUGUGUCUUGCAAAGUAAAUGUUCUCAAUUUAAUUUUUGCUGUGAGAUUGUGGAAAGUGUGGUGUAACCCAGUGCUCAGCACCAGUCCUCCCCAGAUGCUCAAGCUUUUCACGUCAGUUCUGUUGUCUUGAGCACUAGACUGGAAGUGAUCCUCUAAUUUGCCUAAUAAACUAAAAUCUUACAAUGCCAAAUAUAUUUCUGCUGGUGGUCUUGUUUAAAUAAACUCAAUUUCUGGGGAGAAAUUGGUGUUCAGGCUAGCAGCCUUUUGUGUUUUUUUAGGAAAAAGUGUGCUCGCUAGACUUAAAUCUCUCAUUUACGGUAGCCAGAAUUAAACAAAUGUUUAAUGGCAUCUGGGUGCGGAUCUGUCCAGCAGUGUAAUUCUAAUUUCUGGAAAUGCUUUAAGAUCCUUUUGUGUACUGAUCUGAAAAUGCAGGAAACCACUGUCCUUUCAAAUUCUUCCAAGAGCAGAAAGGCUUGACAGUUCUUUACACUUUAGCUUGUCUGUCUAAUAUUUGUGCUAGUUUAAAUACAAACAUCAUUAAUGGUUUGCGGCUUGACCAAUAAUGUCAAAUAAUAUACACUGACAGUUAAGUACACUUCAGAACAAUUCAACAUAGCAGGCAGUAUUUUUUUUAGAAUUUCAACUGUUGCUUACUUUCUGCAGAUUGCUAGUGAAAAAUUUUCAGUGACUUGCAUUGAAAUUUUUACUUGCAGUUGCUGAACUGGAAAAUGUCAUGCCUUAGGAUUAAAUUUUAUUCAUGCCAUCAGUUACUGACUUCUAAUGGCUAUUAAAGCUAGUUUAUAAUGACAAAUCAAUAAGUUGGUUAUCAAUCCCUGGAAUGAGUGGUUUGGCAGUCCAGUACAUGUUUGGUACUGUAGAAUAUUCUGGUUAUCUAAGGCCACAGGACCACUGGGUAGUUCCACCCAGAUUUUGUUACACUUCCCCUUUCUGUGCUGUCUUGUGAUCUCUCACUUGUGUUCCCCCACCCCCCCAUCUCGAUUCUUCAAUAAGCACUUAAAAUUUCUUAACUUUUUAAUCUGUUUAUAUUUUUUUGGAUAGGCAUGUAAGUUUUAAGUACAGGUCAAUCAAUUGUGACUAAUUAGUACAGUGAAUGCUAAUGUGUUACUAUUGUAGGUAUAACAUUUUCCGCCUCAAGUGUUAGUACUGUAGCAUAAACCAAAUACAGUGUAGACUGUGGUGCCCCCUUCUGUGAAGAGACUAAAAACAUGGGAAGAGGGACUGAAUGAAUGUGAGAGAGAUCUAUACAGUAUCUGGUGCAUUUAUUAGUAUUCAAAAUAAGAACUUAAUUUAUUUUGUGCCAUGUGUUGAUUUCAUUUCAUUGAGUAACGAUCAUCAUAGAGGUCUAAUUAUUGCAGAAUGGCACUAAGCAAGUAAGAUAGCAUAGGUUCUUUUAAAUUGUUGUUGCUAAGAUACAAACUAAUCAUGGUUCAAGUCUUUGAUACCUGUAUUGUUUUUUAAAUAAAUCAUUUUUGUAAUGUUAUGUCAGUCCAGCUGUAGGCCUUGCAGGUCAGCCUUUUUUCAUUCCAGUUCCCAUGUAGUGCCCCCUUCUCCUCACACAAAGGCUGCCAGAACCUCAGGGAGUUAAGCUAGGCUGUCAACAUGCAUGUGUGCUCCAUAUUCCUGCCCACGGUCAUUUGAAGAAAUUUCUCCAUAUUCCCCUAAAUUUCAUGUUUCAUAUGUUUACCAUCAAAACCAAUGGCAUGUAUGGUUACCAGGGCUUAUCUUAGUUUGUGGUUAAUUAUUGCAAGUCUUGUCUGUAUGCCACCAUGAAAUUACAUGUAUUUUUAAAUGCUUGCUAUUGUUACUAAUUAUGUUAAUUUAAAAACAAAAAAUUAAAAAAAAAACUCGUGUGUAA
This is a messenger RNA of Stegostoma tigrinum, 5233 nucleotides long. RefSeq names its product nuclear FMR1 interacting protein 2 (gene nufip2). Gene Ontology annotation, molecular function: RNA binding. Lineage: Eukaryota; Metazoa; Chordata; Chondrichthyes; Orectolobiformes; Stegostomatidae. Gene Ontology annotation, cellular component: nucleoplasm; cytoplasmic stress granule. Bases 40 to 1989 code for a protein of 649 amino acids. The record is from RefSeq and is a predicted model, not a curated record. The transcript has 4 exons.